AAUACAACAAAAUAGUUCUUCAUUGGCGCCAAAGCGUCAGUAGAUUAGUUUUCCGUCAAGCUAUUAGCAUCAUUUCGGAUACCAUCGGGAUUUAUUUAAUUCUAGCAAAUAUCCAUUUCUGGGACUAAUUUUCUUAUACUGACAAAGUUACAAUUCACCAUGUUUGACAGCCUGAUUGACAAUCUCAACAAAGAUAAAUGGGAAGAGAUUGACGCCGCGUCAAAGAACCAAGACAAGUUCUUGGAGUACCAUGUCAUGAGGCAGCACAGACAGGUGGACGACACCACCAUCGCCUUCAUGGUGGCAGUGGACGAAGGCGACCCCAAGAGUGUGGAGCUCAAGGACUGUCAGAAAAAGAAGGACCCUCUAAAGGAAAUAGGGGUCGUGGAACUGAUGCUCAAUGCCGAGGAAACCGAGAUCAUUGGUAUUGACCUCAAUGGUGACAUCGUCAUUAGGAAAUGAUUGUUUCAACCGGAUCGUCAUUACAAACGUUUAUGUAUGUGGUUUGUUCAGGAAAAACUGGGCUUAAUUAACGUGAGUAAAGUGUCGUCCCAGAUGUAACUGUACAGGUAACAGGCUGAUCAAGAAUGACACUUUCCGCAUUUAUGGAAUUUUCCCUUUUGGGGAAGUUAAUAAACAAAAAUCCAUUUCAGGCGGAGAGUGUGGUCCCUGAUUUGCCUGUGCGGACUGGGUCGACAAUAAACGCGCGGGCAUUAAGCCUAGUUUUUCCAGAAUGAGGCUAAAAUGGUCAGGUGACCAAACAAAACUGAGUUAUUUUAACCCAUGUGUAUCUGUGUUAUGUUUCAUGACCUUAUUUUGAUCUUUAAGUCUGGCAUAAUUUUGAUGUGCCCUUUGCACAUCAGGUUCCUUUGCAAAUACACUUAAUUACACGUAAUUAUUUUAAAUAGUCUUGUACAUACAAUUUGUUAUAUAUCAUCAAAUUACUAAAUACUGUGUAAUAAAUGGAAACAUGCUAUUGCAAAUACAAAAUCAAGAUAUAUUUUGAUUGCUAAUAAUUGAACGUAGUGUAAUGAAAUUAGUUAAUUAUUGCAAUAAUGUAUAACACAUCUAUACUUACUCAAUGUAUCAAUUAAAAUGUAUGUUUAUUGUCAUUUAUAUUCGAAAUCAUUCCCUAGCAAAUGAGUUAUCUGUUUAGAGUAGAAAGCUUUUAGAUUAGUUGAUGCUAUUCAGAACAUUUUAGCUUAAGACGUUUACGUGCAAUAUGUUAAUAGAGUUCUUAUCAAAUACAUGUAUAUUGAUGUUUCAAAAUAUUGCUCAAAGACUGACAAUUUCUUGAGCAGUUCGUUCUUAGAAAUAAUUCAAUGACUAAAUGUUUUAUUAAUUGUUAAAAUGUACUUUGAUUGCUAUUUAUUUAAGUAUUUGUUUUGCAAUUUUAUAUUCCUUUGUCUAAGAUGCUGUCUAGACAACUUGUAUUCAAUAAAAUGCAGUGCGUGUG
This is a messenger RNA of Dreissena polymorpha, 1456 nucleotides long. RefSeq lists its product as uncharacterized. Lineage: Eukaryota; Metazoa; Mollusca; Bivalvia; Myida; Dreissenidae. Bases 160 to 462 code for a protein of 100 amino acids. The record is from RefSeq and is a predicted model, not a curated record. The transcript is spliced from 3 exons.